AUGUUGUCAUUUGCCAAAGUUGUUCAAGGUGGAGAAAAUGGUUCUGAUGAAGGUACUAAAACUCAGGGAAUUGUUAAACCAUUGAUAGUUAAUGAUAAUAAAAAAGAUAUACCUAAACAAGAAAAUACAAAUGUUUCAGAAAGUAAAAGUAAACGACAUCGAAAUCAUAGAAGAGGAAAUCAAGAAAAAAGGAAAAAUGAAAAAAAUGGAGAGAAAAGUAGUAGUAGUAGUAAAACAAAUAAAAAAGAGGAAAGAGAAAGUAAAAAAAAUGAGGGAACAAAAACAAGGAGAAAUAAAUCUAGUAAUGCCAGAAAUCGUAUAAAAUCUGAAAUUAGUGAAGAGGCAAAAAAAGACAUAUCUGAUGCUACCACAAAACCUGAUGAAAUCAAUACAACAGAUGGUAAAACAGCAAAAAUUGUCCUUUCACCUGCUCCUGUGCCAGCAGUUAAUGCUUGGUUUAAAGCAAAUGAUAUUGAAAGUCAAAACAAAAAUGAAGAAAACAACGUUAAAGUUAGUAAUACUAUUAAAGAUAUUAAAAAAGUAGAGAAGAUAGUUGAAAAGGUGCAAAAUAUUGACAAGAAUACAAAAACUGAAAAUAAUACUGAUAACAAGAUAAAUAAAGAUACUACAGUUUGGCCAUCAUUAGCAGAAGAGCACAUUCAUAAUGGUAGCAUUAGCUCUUCAAAUGAAUCUGGAUCUAAAGAAAAUGCAAAACCAAAAUCACCUAAAGGAGAAAGUAACAAAGUAAUUCCAAAGGCAAGUUGGAAAAAAAUUAAUGUUAAUGUAAAGUUUGAAAGUAUAUCUUCAAAAAAGUCUGGAGAAGGAAGACGUAGAGAACGAAGAAGUCGUAAUGAAAAUAGAAAUUCUGAGAUAUCUAAUCAAAAAAAACAUGAUAAUAAAGAAGGAGAUAGUGAAAGUUAUUGUUAUUUUGAUAAUACUUCACACGGAUUUUAUUACCAACAAUCUGGAAGACAGGGUUGGAAAAAGGAAAAUAUGUCUGGAAAGUCAGGGGAACCUUCUACAUCUAAUCAUCCUUCAAGUGAAGAAAAUGUAAAAAAAGAUGACAGAAAAGGUUAUAGUAGAGGAUAUAAAUUUAAUAAAGGGAAACAGGAUCAUGUUCCACCAGCACCAAAAAAUCCACAUGCUCCAAGAAGGUUAACAGAUGAGGAGAGAAGAGCUCGUGGACCUUUACCAGCUUGGGAUGAUUUGGCUAAAAUAGAAGAUAAUUUUGAUUAUAUGGAACUUAUGGAAAAACAAUGCCAAAAUUUUUAUGCGUUAAAUAUUUUACCACCAUUUGAUCCAUCUGUUCCAUUAAAUGGAAAUAAAAAUAAAACAUCAAAUGUAACUUCAAGACCAGAAAGUACUACAUCACCUUUGAAUAAUGCCACUAUUUCACAUACACCUACUGCUCUAAUGUCACCUGGAUUUGCCGUACAGGGAACUCCAAGUGUGUCAGGUUUUAUGUCACAUGCAAAUUCAUUUUCACCACAAAUAUUUCCUCAAAUUUCUUUUCAAGUUCAAAAUGGCGGCGGUACAAAUUUAACAAGAGAUGAAUUAAAAAAUCUAAUAAGAAAACAAAUUGAAUAUUAUUUUAGUGUUGAAAACUUGUUAAAAGAUUUCUAUCUUCGUAGAAAAAUGAGACCUGAUGGAUAUUUAGAGCUCUCAUUAAUUGCUCAUUUUCCUAGAGUAAGCUCAAUAUCUCAAGAUAUGGAUUUAAUUAUUGAAGCUCUUCUUGAAAGUAAUAAAGUUACUUUAUCAGCUGACAAAAAAUAUAUUAGAACAACUUUUGAACCAGAAAGAUGGAGACUUGCACCACCAAGUGAGGAUGGUGAACAAGUCAAUUUUAUUAAAGAACAUAUUCCACAACCAAAAAGUAAUGAAACUGUUGAAGUAAAGAAAGAAGAUGUUUCACAAAAUGAUAACAAAACUAAUUCUGAAACUAAAAAAGAAACAUUAUCACAAAAAGGUACUGAGGAAAGUAAAGUUGAAAAAAGUUUAAAGAUGGAUGAAACAGAUGAUGAUGAAGAAGAUGACUGGGAAGAAGUAAAAAAAAGAGACAAAAAACAACCUCCAUCAAGAGGAAAAAAUGCUCGAGCUAAACGUGCUGCUGUAGCUAAAGCUGCUGCUGCUGCCGCAAAAGUUGAUGAAUUAGAUUUUAAAUUUGAUGAAGAAAUUGAUUCUUCCUUCUUAUCACGUAGACCAAAAGGAGGAGAAAAACAACAACCUGACUAUCCUGAUGAUAUGGAUGAUGCACAUAUUGAUAAACUAAUUAUAUUUGCGCAAACUCCACCACCAGUAAAAAGACAAUUUGACAGAACAGGAGAAUAUACAAGUAGAAUGAGUAGACUUCAAUAUAUCAAUGAAGAAAUGGAAUUAGGUUUAAGAAGGUAUGAAGAAGAUUUAUGGUCAUGUGAAACUUCAACUAAAGAUCAAGUAAAAUCUGAAAAAGUGACUAUGAUAACAGAAGAAGAGGCACACAAAUUAAAGGAAAGUAAAAAAAUUUCUAGAAGUAGAACAACAUCGAGAAAUGAAGAUGGAGCUGUACCAGCACCAGUUGAUGUUCCAAAAACACCAACAACUUCUGUAUGGGUAAUAAAAGCUCGUGAACGUGCUGCUAGCACAACUGUUCCAAAAUCUCCAGUAGCUAUACGGGAAUCAAAAGAAAAAUUAUUGAAUAGAUAUUUUCCUAUUAAACCAUCGGUACCGGUUGAUGAACGUAAGCCUAAAAAACAAAAACUUCGUCACAGUGAAAAUCCACCAGUAGAACUUCCAGUAGGUUGGCUUUUAGGAGCUCGAUCAGAUGGUUGUCAACCAAUAAAUGAACUUCAACAACAUCCAUCUUUAACUUUAUUCCAAGAAAAUGGUUUCCAAGAAAACAAAUAUUCAGCAUGGAAAAAUGAAUGUUUAAAACAAAGAGAAGCUUUGGGUCUUGAUUGUCCAGAAAUGAAUACAUUAUAUAGAUUUUGGAGUAUGUUCUUACCGGAUAAUUUCAAUAGAAAAAUGUAUAAUGAAUUUAGAAAAUUGGCUACAGAUGAUGCUUCAGCUGGAAGUAGAUAUGGUAUUGAAGCUUUGUUUAGAUUCUAUACAUAUGGUUUACAAUCAAAAUUUAGACCAAAGAUUUAUGUAGACUUCCAAGAUGAAACUAUAGCUGAUAUCAAAAGAGGUCAAUUAUAUGGUUUAGAAAAAUUCUACUGUUUCUUAAAAUAUUACAAACAUUCUAAUUAUUUAGAUGUCAGAGAAGAAUUAGCUAAAGAAUUAGCUAAAUAUAAAAAUCUAGAAGAUUUUGCUAUAAAUCCAGCAAAAGCCGCUAAGCGUGAUUUAGAAAAUGAAAGAAAAAAGGAACAAGAACAGUAA
Messenger RNA from Strongyloides ratti, 3354 nucleotides. Its product is annotated as La-related protein 1. Bases 1 to 3354 code for a protein of 1117 amino acids. Gene Ontology annotation, molecular function: RNA cap binding. Gene Ontology annotation, cellular component: cytosol; cytoplasmic stress granule. Gene Ontology annotation, biological process: positive regulation of translation; mRNA stabilization. The record is from RefSeq and is a predicted model, not a curated record. The transcript is spliced from 4 exons. NCBI's taxonomy places the organism in Eukaryota, Metazoa, Nematoda, Chromadorea, Rhabditida, Strongyloididae.